Molecule: messenger RNA, 11726 nt
Organism: Actinia tenebrosa (Australian red waratah sea anemone)
Lineage: Eukaryota; Metazoa; Cnidaria; Anthozoa; Actiniaria; Actiniidae
Biological process (GO): regulation of transcription by RNA polymerase II
Cellular component (GO): chromatin
Source: RefSeq, a predicted model, not a curated record
GGAGUCCACUUGACAAAAGACAGCCAUUAUCAAAUAAUGCAAAGAAGUGGAAGAUGCAUCGACAGAAGUCGUAAUAAAUGCUUCAAAGCGACGACCAAACACUUAAGUACUGCAAAUAGAUUAUGUCUAGAGGGCCACCUCAUCGAUUCAUCCCAGGCUCAGACAGACUCCGUGGAUAUCGUUCCCGUUAUAACGAAUAUCUCGGGCCUCAUGAUACCAUGUAUGGAGGUCGAGAUGGGCCACACCCAAUGUCACCGUAUAAACAUCCACGGCGCUUGAGUGAAGGGGAUGUAAGAACGCAGUCAGGGGGAUUUAAAAACUUCUCACCUGGCUUUCAUAUGCCAAGCUUUAGAUGCCAGUAUUUACAGGAAUUUGGUCUGGGUAACUACAAUGAUUUCAGCUCUGUCAGUGAUGACAGUCUGAUGCAGGACAAGGAUAAAGAGAAAACAGCAAGCCUCAAAAGGAAAGAAUCUGACAAGGCUGCUGGUGCAGAGAAGAAAAAACGACGUCUUUUUGAAGAUGGGCCCAGCACAACCCAACCAGACCAAAACUCUUCUCCAAAACCACAACUAAAGCCAUCACCUCAGCUUUCACCGGCAACAACAACAUCACCAUCAUCACAAGAAUUAUCAACAUCAUCAUCGCAAGAAUUAUCGAAAUCAUCUGAAACAAAACCUCCUAUACCCAAACUGCCUGAGCCAUCAGGGAAUCAAGAACAGGGAGGAAAUGACAGAAAACCAUCCUUAGAUACAAAGGAGUCUACAACUGCCCCAGUAGUYGAGGAAAUUUCUCCAGUAAAACCAGAAAAGCAAGGUCCAACAUGCUCUGAAGAGGAAAGCGGUAACAAAGAGAACAAAUCAAUCAGCAGUUUAACAAAAGAAGAUCUGAUACAAAGUAUGGAGAAGUUGGACAGAGAUAUCACCCAAACAGACUUGCAGAUAGCUAAUCUGAAGAAGAAAAAGCAACAGUUAGAAGAAGAAGCAGCAAAAGCCUUAGUUGAACCUCCCAAAGCACCAUCACCUCCUCCAGAACUCAAAGUUAAAAGUUUAGUUCAAACGAUUUAUGAGGAGAACAGAAAAAAGGCUCAGAUGGCUCAUGCUCAACUUGCUAAACUAGGUUUUCCACUACCAGAUGGAAAGCCCCUCUACAAUCAGCCAUCAGAUCUUCCUAUUUACCAUGAAAACUUAAGGAGGGCUCCGUUUGUCAAAGCAAAACUUGUGAAGUAUUUUCAACUUCGAAGACAAGCAAAGGAGAUUAAAAAUCGUCAAUUAUGUAAAAAGUAUAAAACAUUAAAGAGAGUAUGGGUCAAGAAAAUGGAGAGACUGGAGAACAAUCCAAAGAGAAGAGCCAAAGAAGCAAAAGUAAGAGAUUUCUAUGAGAAAAUUUUCCCAGAAAUAAAAAAGCAAAGAGAACAAGCAGAAAGAUUCUCAAGGAUGGGUGCUCGCAGCAGCUGGGGUAUCRUUGCAAGGAGCGAAGCAGAGUUUAAUGAGAUUGUAGACAACCUUAACGAACAGGAAGCUAAUGAAAAACACAUGAGAACCUUGGCUGUUGAUCCUCCACCCAUGUUGGACAAGCAGGAGAGAAAACUGACUUUUAUCAACAGAAAUGGAUUAAUCAGAGACCCGCUUGCACUUCUGAAUGAGAGAAAAUAUCGUAAUAUAUGGACUGAUAAAGAAAAACAGAUAUUUAAAGAAAAAUAUAUCAAUCAUCCUAAGAACUUUGAACUGAUUGCUGCAUAUAUUGAAAAUAAGAGUGUUGCCGACUGCAUACUGUUCUACUACCAAUCCAAAAAGAAAGAAAACUACAAGCAAUUAUCUCGAAAAAAUUCACACAAGCGAAGACGAAGAGAAGUGCAGUUGUCUUCAAAUCGUUUUGCAAGUGCUGGGCGCAAGACAGGAGAAUAUGGCAUAUCUGAUAGCGGGCGUGAACGAGGCUCAGACGGCGAAUAUGAUGGUGAUGAGAUGACAGACUCAGCAGAUGAAAGUGAUCAUGAUGAUCAUGCAUCAAACCAGUCUGCUACUCAAGGCUCUACACACUCCUUACCCUCAUYGUCUACUCGUAAUUCCAAUAGCAUAUCACAUUCUAUGUCAUCUAAUAGACACAGAGAACAUCCUGAGACGUCACGCUGGACAGAGGGAGAAAUGGAAAUAGCCAUGCAAGGUUUACGUGAGAAUGGUCGAGACUGGGCAGCCAUUUCAAGGAUGGUACUGACCAAAACGGACGCACAGUGUAAAAACUUUUACUUUAACUACAAAAAGAAAUUUCAUCUCGAGGCGAUGGUAGCUGAGUUUGAAACAUCCAAGAUGCAACGUGCUCAGAAGGCUGACGAAACCAGUAAAAAUACAAAUACCCACAACUACACAACAGAACAAAAGCCAUCUCCAUCAACUCGACCCAACACACGUCAAAACAGCAAUGGAAACUCCAAAGGGAGCCCAGUUACUAGUGUAGCAGCUAGUGACAAAAGUACAAUUGGAUCAACCGUCACCACUGAAGCUUCUCCCACCACAUCGACCACAAGUAGCGUGCCUGAUAUUCACCCGACCCAGUCACAUGUCUCUACCACAGUCCACUCAACUCCUCAUAUCGUACAGACGAGCUCUACGCCAGGUCUUUUGGUUACUGUGUCGCAUCCUACCACACAAGGCAGAAUUUCACCUAAGCCUUUAAGAGAAAUUAUUAUUACUACAUCAGUGCAGCAAGUCUCUUCUACCCCACCCUCCAGCGUAGCUAGCAUUACCGUGCUACCAAAGAUCUCACCUUCUUCAAGUUACCAGCAUGUAACAACACCAGUUCAUUUGCCAGUCUCCCAUCCAGGAAUACUGUAUCCGCAGGGGUCUAUAGUGCAGGGACCAGCUCCUGGUCCUCGUGUAGUCUAUCAUGAUGCUACAAGACAAACCCUUCCUUUCAACUCUGAACCUCAAGUUUUGACACAAGCUACGAAAAGACCCUCACCGUUUGGUGUGCAUCAUAGUGUGGAUCAGGCGAAUAGAUCUUCAGUUUCUCCGUCAGGUAAAGCAGACUCUACUCCAGAUGAUGGUCGCAAGAAUCAAAGUUCUCUUCUACCAGGCAGCAGUAGUAUGUCAACAUCUCACAGUGAUAGUAGCUCAUGUCCUGAAAUAGUGAUCAUCGAUACGCAGCCAUCGCAGCCCAACARGAAACAGACCCCAGGACAAAGUAGCAGAACCCCAGAAUCUUGCACUACGUCUGUCAUUCAUGCUAGAGCGCAGUCACCAGGAUACACUCAAACAUCUGUGAUCACARAUAACAAGACAUCGCAAGCAGCAAGAAGCAGUGCUCCCCAACGUGUCCCACCAACAAGUAUAAGUACCAUAUAUCAUGGUCGUCCCGACGCUGCUCCACCCGGACCUACCAGUAGUGACGGCAACCUUAAACCACCACCACCACUUAUACAGGUUGCUUCCUCGCCAUCUGUUCUUCGUCCUUCCAAAUCGCCUGGUCAGGAGGUUAUUCAGCCAGGAAUCCCUAAACCAAGGCCUGUAAUGCCCAAAGAGACAGAGGGGUGCUUCAAGAACAGUCCAGCCCCUUUGAUGGUUGACCUGACAAGAGACAGUCGUAAUUCUGCUUCCGUCGAAGGCUUCCCUUCUAAUCGACCACCAGACUCUGCCCGUGCUGUACUCAAAGCAAUGGCAAAAAUUCACACUGAAGAGGAAGCUGUAAAGAGGGGUGAGACGAGGAAAAAAGAAGAGACUGUUAUACCUCCGAAACCACCAGAUACGAAGCUGACAGACCAUGAACAGCAGGAGGCUGUGCGAAAAUACAAGAAUUUACCAUCGGUUAUUACAGCACCCAUGGAAUACUCACCUGGUACCUCGGCUAUUCCUUCUUCGUACAUGGGGCAUUUGCAAGCACACCAAGCUCAGGCUAAUGCUCAAGCUCAAGCCCAAGCUCAGGCUGUACAUGGUCAUGUACAUCCUCACGCGCUUGCUGCCAUGAAUCAAGGUGCUCACUAUGGUCAUGCAAUGUACAUUGGUCAUCCCCGCCUUCCUUAUCAUCACCAAGUCAUGCCACUUCCUUUUCAACAACUGGGUUUGCAAGACUUUCCACCAAUGGGAAUGAAUGGCCGUGAAAGCCCUGGGCAUAUGAAAAUGGGYAUGUAUAGACAUAUUCGCCCGGUACAUGCGUAUUCCUACAGUGGCAUGCAAGUCGCACCAAACGUGCAUAGCUAUAGAGCUCCAGAAGAACUAGCACAUCACUCACACAACCAACCAACUGACGAUAAAUUACCUAAUCAAGCUUCCCACCGUGGGCCUUCCACAAGUCGGUCUGCUGAGAUCUCUGAUCAUGACUUGAAUCAUCCAUUCCUAUCUCAAACAUCACCGCAUCUACGUCCUGGUCAUUCAAUAGGACCAGAUGCCCGAGUGAGUGCUCCUUCACCUGGUGAAGCAUCCAAACAUUUGCCAUCCAGUCGGCCUUCAGCAGAACAACCAAAAGUUUACCCGCAAUCCUUUUCACCCUCUGAAAGGCCUUCCUCUAAAUCACCUGCUUACCUUCAAGUUGUUAGGCCGCCAGCCAGACCUCCAUCGCUGCCUGACAUUCGCAACAAGGCAGCUGUUAUACCAGAGUUGUCAUCAGAUGCUAGGUCAAAACUUGUGUUUCCAGAUCCUGUUCGCAUUGAUGUUACUGAGGGAGCACCCAAAAGAGUUCCAUCCAGAACCCCUGAACAAAGAGUCGAUUCCAGACAGGAUUUUAGAACAUUGUUUUCUGAGCCAAGAAGAGAGCACCCAGAUAUGCCUCAUUACCCACAGAAAAAUAGAACAAGCACCGGUUCAGACCCAAGGCACGGCGAUCUUCAUUUAGGUCGCUCUGAUUUGAAGCAAGAUGUUGUGAUUCGACGAGAGGCUAAACCUGAUCAAAAGCAAAGUUUCCCAGGUUUACGAUCUGACGUACGGCAAGACGUAAAUCGUGAAUUGAGGCCCCCUCCAUUUCACGAUCCAAGAACAGAUAUUAGACCUGUGCCAAAAAUAGACCCUAGGACAGGUUCACCUUAUCCAGACCAUAGACAGGACUAUGGCCCAGAAUCAAGCCACAAUCCAUACUUAGUGUCACAAAAGGAGGUUGCUAUCCCUAGGCUUGACGCUACGAGUGUUGUUCAUCAUCACGCCAAGCAGAGUCCACAAACUGAAAGCAAGGUAACCCAAAGUAGACCCGACAUGAUGGGUCUGAUAAGAGUCGACCCUCAUGCCUCUAGACAAGACACUUUACAAGCAGUGGGCCGAGAUAGUAGACAAGUACCUAACGUAGAUCUUACUCGUGGAGAAUAUGUACGCGAUGGAAGGAUUAUUCUCUCUUAUCCGGAGUCGUCAGUUGUUUACAGUACUGCACAAUCAAGAUCCGUUAUGAGACCAGAGACUGUCCCAACCACAAUCAUAUCCCAGUUAAGACCGGAGUUCACCAGGACAACUUACGACCCGAGGCACGAUAUGCAAAAUGAAACUAGAGAUGUUCGGUUUCCAGUCCACUCAAGACCAUACGGUCACCACGAAGUUAAAAUAGAACGAAAGCAAGAACAGCCCCUCCACGAUGGAAGGCAAGAUCUGAUUCCCGAGAGAAGAAAAGAAGUUAUCGCAGAAACGAUUCCGCCGUCAGUGUAUCACGUUAUACACAAUGAACCCAUGCAAGAUAAGGAAACAGCCGAUAGAACUGUGAUAGAGAGAGGAGAGCGGCUUGUGUCUGACAACACUCGAUCGAUCAUGAAAGGACAAAGCGGUCAAAAUGCAAAAGCUAGAAAGAGUACACAGGAAGAUUUGUUGUCAAACCUGGCCACUUUAGUUGAUGUGGCAGCAUUAGCUCGGCCUGUGGAGCUGACUCCACUGGAGAAAAGAGAACGCGAAAAUUCCCGAAAAGAUUCCGAUUCAUCUAAGGAUUCAAAAUCCCCUUCAGAAACUGAAGAAAAACAUUUUCGUACAGAGGUUACCACUAGUCAAGAAACAGCACCUCGAUAUGGUAUUGGUUCAGGAUUGGUUCCCAAACCACCCCCACUAACCCCCAUAACAGGAAAGAGGGUAAAUCAAGACUUGACAGCUAAUACUACAUCGAGUUCUGCUACUACAACUUGUGUGGUCGUAACAGCUGAUGCUAAAAGUCCAGCCAGGCUAGCGUCACCGCAAAGUCUACAUACUUUUCAAUCAGCCAUGAGUCCUGAGAAGCCCCCUCCAUUAAUACCUCGAAUGUCUACCAGCCCUGCAGUCACAAUUAGUCCAACUACACAAUCCCCGAGACAAGGUGGACCACCACCUUUGAUUUCUCGACCUUGUUCAUCUCCUGGAGUACAAGCUCCAAAACCAAGUAGUGCUACAUCGGAAGAGCGUCAAGGAGGCCAAAGCAGGUGUGAAGAAAGGGUAUCGCUUGAUCACGGUCAGCAUCCAUUUGUCAGGAAUAUAUUCGAAACGGUGACUUACCUACCUCCACCUAACGUCUUGGAAGCACAAAGAGGGAAUGUCAUCUCACAACCAACCAUUUUACAGCAUACUAGUACUCCGCCACAAGCACGCGGAGCGGGCAACCAGAAUCCUGUCAGUAGUAUAUCAAGAGUAGUUGUGCCUCCCGGAAGUAGACAAUUUCAACAGGGAAGUGGCUUCAGCACCCCUUCUGGACUGUUUGCUGAUUACUUUCUAGAAGCUUCGAGAAGAGAGCGAGACGUCCUUGGAAUGCCGAGAUAUCAACAACCAAUUAGGUUAACAGCGGAGACUUCACAACCACAGCCAUCCCGUGCCAAGCCCGAUGAUGAGAAAGUGGGUGUUAGGGGCGAGGGAAGUGUAGCAAGACCCACACCUUCGAAGUCACCCAGAGGACCACAAAUAGAUGACUCAGACUUUCCGAUCGUCAAAUCUGAAAAUCAGAUGAAGGGGUACCCKGGUGCAGGUGUUGUACAUGGAGAGGCAUAUCGUCAGGUAUCACUAGGGGCUGCUCCGAGUUCAACAGCUUCAGAGAAACCAGUUACUGAGGUUAGCGUCAUAAGAGAGCCUGAAACCAAUCUUUACCCUUCUAGUGAUGCUCACCGAGCGUUCAAAGGAAAAGUUGAUCAACCGCAAAGAUUUCAGGAAUUUGAGCGCAUGAGAGGAACAUUUCUUGAACCCUGGCUCGAUCAUGAAGCAAGUGAUAGCGAUACGUUAUCAGCCGAAGAGACUGAAAAUGUCCACGAAAGUGGCGAUGAAUUCAUACCAACCUCUUCGAUCUCAAAUAGACAACCAGUGCACGGCUAUGCAGAGAGGCGACCUCAAGACAAUAGAGAAAAGCAGUCGACCUCACAAACUUUUCAUCAUCGUUCUCCAGAUAUUCCACAUGCGCCACACCCAUUACAGUCCUUAUCGAGAACAGCAACUACGAAUAUAAACACGAGAAACAUGUACCCGCAUCCUGUACCCAUUCAACGCAGUUCUGAUAGCAUUUCUAGUUCAGGUGUGAUGUCACCUUCCAUUUCCAGUUUAGUUUCGUCUAUAAGUUCCUCAGAGGUUGUCAGACGGCAGUUACCUGAUGCACAUAGCCAGCAAAGAUCUAGUGAUUCCAAAGAAGCUGUCGCCAAAAUUCCAGACUCUAUUGAUGAUGGGGCCUAUAAUACUGGAGCGGGUACAAAAAUUCUCGGAAGAGAAUACGGAACUGAGGGUCGUGCAGGAACUUCUGAAAUAAUGGACAACAGCCAAGAGCGUGAGCAGGGAGUAAGUACUUCUGGAAACGAAACGAGAGAUAUGUCAAAGACAGUGCCUGAUAGCUCUCAACAUUUUAGUUCCGCGAGUACCAGUGGCUCUGGGUCUCCAAGGAACGAGGAAGAGGCAUCAAUGGAAAUAAAACAAGAAGUUGYUGCUACAGCGGAUUCAAGCGAUGCUUCAAAACAUCCAGCUCAGUCGCACCCUUCUUCAAGUGAUGACACGCAUUUUCCAACAAGGUCUGAAGUUGCUAGCCCCGAUACAGGUGAAGUUGCUUCUGAGCCACAGUCCACAGUGAGUGUCCAAGUUACCCUCUCACAGUCUUCUAAUGUUCUUGACAGAUCUAUUCUAAGCACUUUCUCUAGCCCGUCAUUGAGUCCCCAACCUUCUGAUACCAGUAGCAGCGUCCGUCCCCGACUAUCAAAUUCUUUAGAGAAUGCAAUUGACUCCAGCAGCGUUGUAAGUCCACAGCCAAGUGGAAGCAGAGAGGAAGACGUUAGUCGUGCCAUUCAAUCAAACUCAAGCCUCGAUGAAAACACACACCCCGAGCCAUCUGCAAGCCAGUCCUCGCAGUCACAAGCCUAUGACAUCAGCACCUCUCACCCAAUUCCAUCUUUGUUUCAAAGACUUGAUGGUGGCACGAUUACCACUCCUUCACAGAGCUCAAAUAUUGGUGAACCAGAAUCAUCUGACACCACAAUCCAUUCCAUGAUGCCACAGUCUUCUAGAAGUAAAGAUAGCGGAACCAAAGAGGUACAGCCUGUCGAUAGCAGUAACGAGGUACAAGCUUCUUGUAACAGUACAGUUGCCCAAUCAUCUGCUGUCCGUGAAGAACAAAGUCAACUAGAUACGCAGUCUCUGUCAUCGUCUACUGAAACCAGUGCAGCAGUAGAAUCUUCUGAUGCUAGUGAAGUCGAACGUACACAGAAUGAAAGAGAACCAUAUUCAUCGCCGCAGCCUUCUGCGGAAGGUAACGUAGUUGUGCAGUCUUCAGCUACUUGUGAAGCAGAAAGGGCUCAAGGGUUAAGCCAACCAGAUUCAUCGCCGCAGCCAUCAGAUGAAAGCAAUCAAGUUGUCCAAUCGUCUGUUGAUAGAGAAGUUGAAAGAGCUUCCCAACAAMAUCAACCGGAUUCGGUUUCCCGAUCACCCUUUGCUGCGAGUAGUUCAGUCGUGCAAUCCUCUACUGUCAGUGAAGAUGCACUUGUACAGAGUCAACCGGACUCCUUUUCUCCAUUACCAGCUCCUGCAGAAAGCUUGGUCAUACAGUCGUCUAUGGUAAGUGAUAACGUUGGGAUUCAAGAACAGAAUCUACCAGAUUCCAUAUCUCGAUCUUCUUCCACCGAGAACAGAACCGUGGUUGAGUCUUCAACUGGUGAGGGCAUCCAAAAACAACCAGAUUCCCAUUAUUUGAGAGAUGAAGCCAGUCCUGCUGCGGACUCAAGCGAAAACCAAACAAGCCAACAGCCAUCAUCCAGACAGGAACUGGAUGUUGAAGAAGAAAUGGUAAGUGGAGGAGUGUCUGAAGAUGUUGAUCAAGAAUUCAAAAUGAUAUCAAGCUCUGAGGUGUCUCGGUCUUACGCGACAAGUAACGUCCUGAAUAAUGACCAAAACUUGGCUAUUUCUACCACUCGAAGUUCGUCGUUAGAAGAAGGAACUAGCUCCUCGGUGUCUGAUGAACAAAGCGCAGAUGAGGACAACCAAGAAAAGAAUUCUGAGAUCGAUCUACCAGAUGAGGACGAGGAAUCCUCGAUUCCCGAGCCUGAAAUGCUUAUGGAUCUCGGAGAUUCUCUAUUGGGAGUCAACAGGGAAGACAGCAUUGAUGAGCUAUCUGACUUUGAUGAAGGUGAAAAGCACUCAAUGGUUCCAACAUUCGUGGGAGAGUUCAUACCGAAUUCUGGUAACAAUGACUCGGUGUCUUCAACCAACUUACGAACAGACACCAAUGAUCGUGAUAAUGUUUCUGAUACGUUGAAUGAGGCUGAACCGAUGCAAAAUGUCGAAGAGGAAGAAGUGAACACAGAUGGUGUUAUUAAUGCAGAAAGCUCUACACAGACAAGAUCUGAUUUAGUCGAAAGCUCUAACUCGGUAUCCUCGGAAAGACUUACAGAUUCAACAGAAGUAGUAGAUGAUAGUAGGAAUGCCAUUGAUUCUCAAGAGGUCCCUGCUUCAUCGGGUGAAGAGGUCCGUCCACACACGGAUUCUGACCAUGAGGACAUUAAUCCUACAAUGGAAGGUAGCAUAGAUUCUCAAGAAGUCCCUGCUUCAUCGUGUGAAGAAGUCCGUCCUCACACGGAUUCUGACCAUGAGGACAUUAAUCCUACAAUGGAAGGUAGCAUAGAUUCUCAAGAGGUCACUGCUUCAUCGGGUGGAGAAGUUCGUCCACACACGGAUUCUGACCACGAAGACAUUAAUCCUACAAUGCAAGGUAGCAUAUAUUCUCAAGAGGUCCCUGCUUCAUCGAGUGAAGAAGUCCGUCCUCACACGGAUUCUGACCAUGAGGACAUUAAUCCUACGAUGGAAGGUAGCAUAGAUUCUCAAGAGGUCCCUGCUUCAUCGGGUGAAGAAGUCCGUCCUCACACGGAUUCUGACCAUGAGGACAUUAAUCCUACGAUGGAAGGUAGCAUAGAUUCUCAAGAGGUUCCUGCUUCAUCGCGCGAAGAAGUCCAUCGACACACGGAUUCUGACCACGAAGACAUUAAUCCUACAAUGGAAGGUAGCAUAGAUUCACAAUCAGGAGGUACUGUACCCCCUCAAGAGAUCUCACAGAAUCGAGAAAUUGGAAUCGCCGAUACGGUCAGUCAUGUUUGUGAAGAGCCAGUAGUAACUAGUACUAUAGCCAGUAACAUUAGUAAUGUAUCAAGCGAUAGUCUAGCACCAAUAUCAGACGUCAAAAGCGAAACUGCAGAAACACAACCACUAGAAGUGGAAGCUAGUGAAAUUGAUACGGAGAUUCGUCAUGAAAGUGACGACACUGYUGAUGCGCAUUCGCCCGAUCAUGACGAUAUUGAUUUCUACUGGCGAUACCCUGACACUAUCCCUAUAUCUCCGGCAUCUCCUGAAUCGAUAGAUGAAAAAUCUGAAGUAGACAACGUAUCAUCCGUCCCGCUAUGGCAGCCAUUGAGUCAAGGCAACGUUACCACUCAAACAACCAGCUUUACGUUCACGUCGAGCAUCCAAAGUAUUACGACUGCGACGUCUCAUUUUACUUCGCUCUCCUACCCCAGACUACAAACACAACGAAAUACUGUGUUUCCUUUUUCGCCUCUUUCUUUAAAUAUUGGUUCUGCCUCAAGCAGUGCCCGCUCUUCUCCGGUUUCGUACUUAAGCAUUGGACGCUCUCAGUCUCCAUGCCCUCCUGUGUUACCUAGGCAACAGGAGCCAGUACCAAUCCUGUCAGAUAAAUACGAACCCUUAAGCGAUGAUGAGGACGACAAUUUGUGAUGCCUGUAAAAUACUUCAAUCCUAUAGUUUAAUAUUUAUUUAUCUAUCUGUUAGUAGUUCGUUCGCACGAACAUCGUAAAUACUUUUAGUCUUGCUUUACCAUUUACACGAUCCAUAGAAUCGAACGUGGCAGCAAAACUCUUCAUAUUUCGUGUAAAAUACAGUGUUGUUUUUAUGGUUUUCAGUUGUACCAUUUUACAACGUUAAAUUAGCUGCAGUAUCCGCGAGCCUUGUCAUUAUAUUACGCCAAUAUUGAAACCCCCGGGUUUCGUUUAAGGCCAAGACAAACUCAAAAACAGGUGUUGAUCCCAAGUUCUCGUUGAAGGCCCGGACAAACUCAAAAACUGAGUCGCGUGAUGAUGCUGGGAAGGUGUGACAUGAAGGAGCUCUAGGUGAUGUGUUAUGUUAUUAGGCAGCGUGCUUUGGCUCAUCAUCUCGCGACCAGAGAAAAAUUUCACUAUAGAGCAUGCAGUAAACAGAUGUAACCUAGCAAGAGUGUUCAUCUAGGGUAGUAGAGCAAGUAGUUGUAACCUAGCAAGAGCGUUUAUCCAUGGUUUGGGUUUGCAGAGGUAUUCGUUGCCAACUGUGUAUAUAUAAAUAUAAAUAUUCAAGACCAAA